AUGGGAGGAAUAUUGAAAAACCCUUUGCCCGACCAAAAUGGCAAUUUAGAGGAUUCCGAAUCCAUCUCAGAUUUCAGAAAGCAAGUUUACAAGAAUACACAGCUGAAUGCCCAGCUGAGCUCUACAAGCAAUAGUGAUAGAGCAGACUUGCGAUCAUCGCCCAAAAAGCACUCGAUACCCAAAGAUGUGCUGAGUAUGAAGCAUGACCGGGACACACACGAGCACCAGCACGAAGAUGAAGAAAGACUGAAAUGGAACCAGCAAAACCUAGACGCUAACGACGUGGCCAAACUACAGUACCAAGACAUAAGUAUCGACGAGCCAAAGACGCCGUACCAAGGUGCCGUUGAUCCCUCUGGAGAGUACUACAGAGACGACGAUGAAGACGAGCUCGAAAGUCUGUCCCUUGGCGAGCCCAUUGUGGCGCCACAAGAGGACAAGGUAGACGAAGAAUCCGACGAGGACGAAUCUCAAGAGCUCAGCGACGACCACGGGCUCGAUCCGAACUCCAAAGAAGCGCGUCAUAAACGUUUUGAAGCCUUGAGGAAACAACACUACAACGUGAAAGACGCUCUUGAAACCCGGAAAACCGGUAAUAUGGAUUUUGACGAGGACGAAGAUGCAGAAAAUGAUGAAUGA
Lachancea sp. 'fantastica' is the source of this 639-nucleotide messenger RNA. Lineage: Eukaryota; Fungi; Ascomycota; Saccharomycetes; Saccharomycetales; Saccharomycetaceae. The record is from the annotation of a GenBank genome assembly.